Molecule: messenger RNA, 1011 nt
Organism: Neltuma alba
Lineage: Eukaryota; Viridiplantae; Streptophyta; Magnoliopsida; Fabales; Fabaceae
Product: glutathione S-transferase T1
Exons: 7
Coding region: 126-836 (236 amino acids)
Source: RefSeq, a predicted model, not a curated record
AACCAAACAAGGCCUUAACUGACUAUUGACUAGUGAUGAGUGCCCCUCCAGAUUCCAGGAAAUGACAGGAUAACACGAUCAUAUCGAGUGAAGUGCGCGUUUGGGUGGUCAAGUGAAGGGGAGAGAUGACUCUAAAAGUGUAUGCAGAUCGUAUGUCUCAGCCAUCCCGUGCGGUGCUUAUCUUUUGCAGGUUAAAUGGAAUAGAGUUCGAGGAAAUCAAAGUGGAACUAUCAAAACGUCAGCAGUUGUCUCCCGAAUUCAAAGCACUUAAUCCCUUGAAGAAAGUCCCUGCUAUUGUUGAUGGAAGAUUCAAGCUGUUUGAGAGCCAUGCAAUUCUUAUCUACCUCGCCUCCGCCUUCCCUGGAGUUCCAGACCAUUGGUACCCUGCUGAUCUUUCCAGGAGAGCUAAAAUUAACUCUGUGCUGAGUUGGCAUCACCUGAACUUACGCCGUGGGGCAGCCACAUUUGUUCUGAAUACCGUACUAGCUCCUUUCCUGGGUCUUCCGCUGAACAAACAAGCUGCUGCAGAAGCUGAGGAGAUUUUGUCCUCAUCUCUGUCAACCUUAGAGAAUGUAUGGCUAAAGGCGAAUGGCCGGUUCUUGCUUGGUGGCUUUCAACCAUCCAUAGCUGAUCUCAGCCUGGUCUGUGAAAUUAUGCAAUUAGAGCUUCUGGAUGAGAAGGAUAGGGAUCGUAUUCUUGGCCCACACGAAAAAGUUCAGCAUUGGAUUGAGAGCACAAGAAAUGCAACAAAACCUCAUUUUGAUGAAGUUCAUAAUGCCCUCUAUAAGCUCAAAGCAAAAAUCAGGGUUAAAACCGCACUACCCUCAAAGAUGUGACAAUAUAAAAAGGCUUGCGGUAUACAUGUGAAAAGCUGACUUGUAAUAAGAAUGUUUUUGCCUUUAGCUGAAGGCUUGAAGCUUGAAAUAUGUAAUUUAUCAUUUGCAAUCAAAAGUUAAACCGUUGUCUGAUUAACUGGCUUCAGUGAAGUUUUGACAUCGUAUUAUAGCGUCA